Molecule: messenger RNA, 2410 nt
Organism: Sceloporus undulatus (fence lizard)
Lineage: Eukaryota; Metazoa; Chordata; Lepidosauria; Squamata; Phrynosomatidae
Product: epidermal differentiation-specific protein-like
Exons: 2
Coding region: 358-1506 (382 amino acids)
Biological process (GO): visual perception; lens development in camera-type eye
Molecular function (GO): structural constituent of eye lens
Source: RefSeq, a predicted model, not a curated record
GAUUAAGCAAGGAAUGGACACCCUGUGACCUUUUGCUUGAUUUCAAAGGCCACUUGCAAACAACUGGCUCAGACCUUGAGAAAGAGCAGUCUGGGCAGCCAGCUGGGCAGGAAGGGAGAGUGUCAGAGAGGGAAGGAAGGGGGUAUCUCAGCCCACUGUUUGGAAUUUGGGUAGGGUGAUCAGAUGUCCUCCUUUUCCAGGGCAUGUCCUUCAUUCCAACAUUCUGUCCAGGUGGAAUUCCAAAGUGUCUUAUGCUGACCAUGACUAAGAAGCAUGGAUUUAUAUUAAUAUCUGGGACAAGUCAGAACAUUGGAUUCCAAUUUGCUUUGGAAGAAGUGUCUAGAGAGAAGUAUAGCGAUGUCCUCAGAAAAGCCCAGCAUGAACAAGAUCAUUGUGUAUGACAAGGCUGAUUUCGAAGGGCUUAGCAAAGAGUUUACCUGUGACAUCCCUGACCUGCAUGAGCUGGACUUUGGGAACUGCAUCUCCUCUCUGAAGGUCAUUGGGCAGCCUUGGGUAGCCUACAAAUCCCCCAGAUUUGAAGGAGAUGGUUUUGCUUUUGAGGAAGGGAACUACAGUGAGAUUGACAAGAGCAACAAUAUCUCAUCCCUCCGACUGGUCCACCAUGAUCUCUCUGAACCUCUGAUCACACUGUAUGAACUGCCCAACUAUGAGGGUCAAAGAAAGGUGGUGCAAGAGGAGACCAACCUUGCCUAUGGCUACUUCAACGACUGUGUCUCCUCCCAUGUAGUGCAAAGGGGUGUGUGGCUCUUGUAUAAACACCCAAACCGGGGUGGGUGGUAUCAUGUCGCCUGGCCUGGGGAGCGCAUUCGUGACUACAAAACAGAGAUCAAUUUUGAUGACAGCGUAUCCCACCUGCGGCCCCUGCAGCCUGGGCGCCCCAUCAUCACCGCAAAACUACUUUGGGACCAGAAGAAGGUGGAGGACGAGAAGGAUAUCCUGAUUGAUGAGAUUGUGGGAACCAACUGUACUGAAUAUGAGCAAGCGUUCACCACCAACACCUGCAGGGAAUACACAACCACCGUUUUCCAGAGCUUCCACUUCAGCAACACCACGACCCUAAAACUUGGCUUCUCAUUCCAGGUCACCUUGGAAGCUGCCAAUGUCUUUGUGGUGCAGAAGGGGAAGCAGGAGUCUACCACCACCAGUGAGAAGGUUGAGGUUCUGCUACCUGCUAAAAUCCCUCCACAUACCCAACUCUGUAUCCAUGUGGUCAAGAAAGAGACCACCACCUCUAUCCCAGUGGAGCUCACCAUUUGCCAGAAUGGGAAAGAAAGGAAAGAGCAGGCAGAAUAUCGGUGUGUUUCAGGGCGUACCAUCAGCACCCGAUAUACUAUGACGUCUAUCUCAGCAGCACAGGAAACUUCCAAAAGUAAACAUACACCUGUAAAAGAAGGUGAGGAUUGCCAUACCCAGCCCUCACAUGUGGAUCUGAAGGAGUAUUCUGGAUCUGAGUCUGGACCAAUAACAUCAGAGGACAGAUCCUAAGUCAUGAUGAGGACUAUUGUGUUAUGGCUACUUCCAGACUUUAUUCAGUGAUGAGGAAACACAAAGCCAUAUUGGAUUAUCCUUAGUCAUGGUGUUGGUUUCUGGGUUUCAAGGCUAGGUGUUAUACCAAGGAUGAGCAACUUGUGGCCAUCCAGAUGUUUUUGGACUAAAAUCCCUAACAUCCCCUGUCUGCAUUGCUAAUUGUGAAGGAUGAUGGAAGUUGCUGUCCAACAACAUCUAGAGGGCCACUCAUUGCCCACCUCUAUUUUGAGGAUAGUAUCUCAAGGAAGUAAGUUAUGGUGAUAGUUAAGGUGGCAUUUUCCAUUUGAAAACUCAAGUCUUCUUUCGAGGAUGAAGCAACCUCAACAGAUAAGCUACAAAACCAAUCACAGAUCUUCUGAUCCCUUCUAUCCUGAAUAAUUUCUAUUAUCCUAUGAGUUGGUCGGUAAAAGCUCUAAAUUGGUGUAAGAUUAGUUCAGGCAUUUCUCUAAUCCUGGGCUUUAUGGUACCUAUCAUAGCUAUCCAGGUCAAAUAUUUAAGUGAAGAGAGGAAUUUUUGAUUAGUGGUCAGAGGUUUGCAGUAAGUGAAUAAAUUAGUUUCUGUAGUUUGCUUACAAACCAAACAUUGGGUUCUUCUGAGUUAACUAAUCCAGCUGUUCCUCAUUAAAGUUGCCCCUCUCAUCUCAACUGCUGGUGCUUUCUUUUAUUGUUUAAUGAAGACCUCUGUUUUUGUUUCCUUAAAAUCGCAAUCUGGUUUUCAUGGGAAUACAGGCUGGGUAUCCCUUAUUUGGAAUUCUGAAAUUUGAAAUACUCCAAAAUCCAAAAUUGUCCACAUGGGUGGCUGAGAUAGUGACGGCUUCACUUUCUAAGGGUUCAGUUACAGAAACUUGGUUUCAUGCACAACA